This is a messenger RNA of Delphinapterus leucas (beluga whale), 4723 nucleotides long. The record is from RefSeq and is a predicted model, not a curated record. NCBI's taxonomy places the organism in Eukaryota, Metazoa, Chordata, Mammalia, Artiodactyla, Monodontidae.
CCCCCGCGGCUGGCUUGGCGGCCGACAGUUACUUUCUUGAGCGAGCCCAUCAGGACCAGAGAGCCGAGGUCUAGAAGGCACGACAGCCACGACACUCAUCGGCGGAGUGUUCAAAAUAAACCCGAGAGGGAGAUGGAUGAUAGUUCAAAAGACAGCAAGCCCCUUGAAACCAAGGAGUCUGCUAUUAAUAACGCUGAAGAUACCUCUUUCAUUUUGGGAAAUGGGAAGCUUGUAACUCCUCACAAGCCUGCAGCUGAAGUGACUCCUAAUCGUUGCUUGUCAGAUGCUUUUCAAUCACCUUUGAACUUUUCCACAGUAACUGUGGAGCAAUUGGGAAUUACACCUGAAAGUUUUGUAAAGAACUCUUCAGGAAAGUCAUCAUCCUACCUUAAAAAAUCCAGACGACGCUCUACAGUUGGUGUUCGGGGCUCUCCGGAAACAAACCAUCUAAUUCGUUUCAUUGCCCAGCAGCGGAAUUUAAAGAAUGCUUCUUUGACCAAGAAUUCCCCUUGUCAGGGCAGCCCUGUUUUGUAUCGAAAUGUUCAUUCUUUAAGAGAACAAAUAUCUGCCUUCCAGUCAGCUUUUCACUCCAUAAAGGAAAACGAGAAAAUGGCUGACUGUCCUGAAUUCUCAGAGACGGAAGGAGAGUUCAAGAUCACAGGCUCAACCAAAAAGGAAAGUCUUGGUGAAUGUCAACAGUGUGAGCUCCCUGCAAACUUGUCAUCCAAGCGACAGAGAAUAUCCUCUCCGAGCAGCUCUGAUGGAAACCUAACUGAUGCCUUUGGUCUCCAGAUACACAAUGUUGCUGCUUUUCCCAAUACAGAUAGACAGUGUGCUGUUGAAACUUCUGCAAAUCUCUCUGAGAAAUCUUCUGAAUCUGGUUUAAAUCUACAGUCUGGAUGUUUAGUUGGAGAGUAUCCUCUACUUUCAGAACUCACAGAGGCUUCAAGUGGAAUCCAGGUCGCUGACCCUGUAGAGGGCAAAAGAUCCAGCGAUGCGGUUUCAGUUGACAAAUUUACAGAAGUGAGUACAGACGUGGCUCCUGAAGCCAGGUCACUGGUUACUCCACUGUGCCAGAGGGACAUUCCAUCCUCUGAGACCUUUGUACUUCGUUCUGUGCUGAAGAAACCUUCUGCAAAGCUGUUUCUAGACAGCCUGCAGGAACACCAUGACAACCUUUGUGAUGGUGGGACUCAUCCAAGCUUAAUCUUAAAUCUUGCAAACUGUUGCAAAGAACGAAAAGCAGAAGGUCAAGAAAAUUGUACAGUACCAGACUCUCUAAAUGUGAGGAAGAGGAAGAGAGUUACUUUCGGAGAGGACCUAAGCCCUGAAGUGUUUGAUGAAUCUUUGCCAGCAAACACUCCGUUGCGUAAAGGAGAAACACCGGUUCGUAAAAAGGAUUUAAGUACCCUCAGUCCCCUGCUACUUGAACAGUCCCCAGCUCCUGAGGGGUUACUUCAACCAAAUUUUGAUGACAAGGGAGAGAAUCUUGAAAACAUAGAACCUCUUCAGGUAUCAUUUGCAGGUCUCAGUCCUCUUAGUAAGUCUUCAAUCUCUGAGACUCUUUCAGGCACUGAUACCUUUGCCUCUUCAAAUAACCACGAGAAAAUAGCCUCCUGUAAAGUUGGUAGAGCAAUGCGGACCUCUAACAGAAGAAGUCAGUUGAUCAGUUUUUCAGAAGAGAGUGUUUGCAACUUAUUUAAUACAGAAGCUCAGCCUUAUAAAGAAAAGAAAAUUAAUAGGAGGAAGUCUCAAGAAAGCAAUCGCGCAGACAGAGCACUUCCUAGAAAGAAUCAGGUUUUAAAAAGUUGCAGAAGGAAGAAAGCAAAGGGAAAGAAAAAAAGUGUUCAGAAGUCUUUAUAUGGGGAAAGAGACAUUGCGUCUAAGAAGCCACUCCUGAGCCCUAUUCCUGAGCUGCCCGAGGUAUCUGAGACGCCGCUGGUUCCAAGCAUCUGGAGGAUGUGUUCAGAUGAUUUCAACUCAAAUGAGGAAGUUGAAGAAGUGAAGCUUCCGAAGAGAAAUAAUAUUUUGCCUCAGAACCCAGAGGACUGGCAGAUGGUUCGAGGCUUUAAUAAAUACGAUGUGUCUGAAUUCUGCAGCUCUGACAUGAAAAGUUCUUCAUCACUUAUUAAUGCUACUUUUGAGCAAGGUUCAAAUACAAGUACUAUAGAAAUUAAUGAAAACAAAAAUAUUCCAAAAGCAGCAGUUAAGUUGGAAAGUGAAAACGAACUAAAAACUGAGACUGAGAAUGAAAACAGCCCUAUUUCUUGUCCUUCUGUGACUGAAACACCCAUUGUAUCAGACAAUCCAAAACCUGAUUUUACCGUGCAGUCCCAAGAACUUACUGCUGCUGGUCAAAAUACGGAAAACCUUUUCCAAAUCUUUAAAAUCUCAGAAGAUAUAAACAUCAAAUGUGAAAACCAGGAUGAUUUCUUAGUCGUUCCAGAAGGAAAACUGCAGACCAAGCAUUUAAUGCCCGACUCACAAAAAGAAUGUGAUUGUUCAGAAGAUGUCUUAAUUGACCACAUGAAAGAAAGUCAAAGUCAAGGUGAGGAUUUGGGAAGAAACUCCAUAGCAAGUAGUCAUGGUGUGAGUUACAGAGAAAGGAAAUACAGAAGACAGUCCAUGGCUUGUUCUGAUGGGCAAAGUUUACAUUUGGAAAAAAUCGAGAAUUCCAAACCUUCCUACAGUGUGAGCAGCUCUGUAGAAAUUAGUUUAGAAAAUUCCCAACUGUAUAAAGAUUUAUCUGACUCCAUUGAGCAAACCUUUCAGAGAACAAAGAGUGAAACCAAAGUAAGACGCAGCACAAGGCUACAAAAAGGUUUGGAAAGUGAAGGGCUUGUGUGGAUUUCCCUUCCAUUGCCUCCCGCUUCCGGCAUUUCCCAGAGAACCAAGAGGAGAACAAUAGGUACAUUUGACAGCAGAAGAUCUGAGAACGGGUCCUCCAGGCAAAAACCUUGUGUGCUGCCCUCCACACCAGGCAAAGAAAACAGUGAGGGCUUUGCUGCUGCUGCUGCCAGUUUACCUGGGAGGAGACGGAAGAGCUUUUGUACAUCUACACUUGCAGAUCCUAAAAACACCACCCAGUCGAGAGGCUACAAAAGAACCACCUUUCUCAACCAGAAGGAAGCUCUCCAAGUGACUUCGAGAGAAUCAGACAUAUCAGAGAACUAAAGCAGUAACUGACAUUCCCUGCAGAACGUUUUGGCAAGAGAGAAGGUAACCAACCAUUCCUGCCUGAAAGAUUCUUUCAUCCAAGUUCCCAUCCUUUGUUCAACCUCAGUGUUUUAAAAGUUUCAAAUAAAAUUAUUUGAGUAGAACCUACUUUUAAGUAGAAAUAAGUGAAUCUCUCCACCUUUCAAACUGAAAGCGUUGUAUUAAACAUGUUCUCCCCACAAAUGAUAAAAGCUUUAUUGGUAUUCUGUUAAAAAGGAUUGCUUUUAGACCUAACAGCAUGUCUCUUAAGUUUUAUUUCAUGUUAGUACAUAUUUAUCACUGAAGGUUUAGAGUUUCUGUUGUAAAAAAAAGCAUCUUUUAGAAUUGACUUGUUAUAUCUGGAUGAGAAGAGUGUUUUGUUUUGGUCUUUAACAAAUUGUUAGAAUUAAUGUAACUUUAUGAAAAUUGAAGGUAAUAUAAGGUUGAAACUGUUAAAGAAAGUGGGGUGAGGUAUGUUUUUAUUUUAAAAGGUUGCCCCCAAAAAACGGGUUAAAAAAUUUAACAAGUAGGAAAGAUGGAAAUGAUAAAAUUUGUUUUUUUCCUUUUGGGGUUAAAGUUAAGAGAAGCUUUAAUAAUAUACUUUGUCUCAAAUAAAAAUUUUAUUUUAAUAGAUUAAAAUCAAAUCUUAAACAUGGGAUUUUGGAAAAUUCUUUCAAUAACCAGAAUAUUGCAAAUCUGUCAUUAUAAAGUGAAUAUAUAAUUUAGAAAUAACUAACAUGAAAGCAUUUUGACCUUCACACAACACUCUUGUAUGCUUUGUGGGGUAGGAAGUAGGGGUUUGGUUUUUGGUGAAAAUAUAAGCAGUCUGGUUGAAGAUUCAUCUCCCAGAUCAUUCCGAUUAGUCACAGGUAAUUUGGGAUUGAAUUCAUGGUUUUCCAUUAAAAAAAAAAAAUCCAGAAACUCACUUAAAAGACCCUAACAAAUUGGUUUACUAACAUGAAGCACGGUGGUAGGUUGCUGAUUUCUUUUUUAGCAUGGCAUUUUCCAGGCUUUCUGACUUUUUAUUUCACCAUACCAAGAGCUAGUACUUGUUUUGGUUUGUCCAGUUAAGCUUCAGCAGUAUAUCCUAUCACAGUUUUGGUGACAGCAGUUUGAAAAUCUAAAUUGCUAUAUUUUUAGAAUUUGUGAAUGCAAGUAAAUCAUUGUAUCAUUAAACAAUUGUCUUUGAAAUCCUUUAAAUCAUUAAACUCUCCUACUCCUGUGAUAGCAGAAACAUGUUAACAAAUAGGGCUCUCUAUAAAUAACACAACAGGGAAGAAAGCUCCUGCUGGGCGCCCAUUUCCCCUGCCUUAGAUAGAGACUAUUUGUUACCUUCUUGGCACCAAUAGGUCUGGAACUCCUGCUGCUAAAGACUAAUGUAUUUUACAUUAACACUCAAAGUGAUCCCCAAUUUCUCCUGCUAAAGGGUGGAUUGUUUCAAAAAUUCUUUUAUCUUUACACGUAAAUUAUUUAUGGGCUUUUCCCCCCAUUUAUAGUUUGGUACGGUUGGCAAAUGUCUACCACUGAA